AUGUUUUGUCUAAUAAUUGGGCUUUUCAUCGCGUACAUUGGCUUUUAUACAUUGAGUCGACCGGAUCCAAUGCCAAUCAAUUUGAUUUAUGGAGUGCCAGGAAAAUGGUAUUGGCUGAAAUUUCGUUUGAUGCGUUUCGUCAUCGGACGACGGCAGAAAAAGGCGAAAGCUGGGAAGAAAAGCGAUGACUUGAUGAGAUCUCAAUUCGGUGGAUCUGGUCAAAGAAAAAUCGAGGAUUUAGAAAAGAAACACGAAUUUCCAUCUGGAAAGGAUUGGGCCGCGGAUGCUGUCUUUUUCGAUGCGGCAAACUCGGAUGGUUGGUAUUUCACAUUGGGAACGGCUCAGCGACAAAAAGACAUCAUCAAUCUGUUUUUUAUUCUCCGAGUUCCCGGAAUGGGCGUUUUUGUGAAUGAAGAGUUGACGAUGACUACUAAUGUUCAGAGUAUCCCUUCCGAAGACGAGUGGAAAACCAAAAGUUUCACUGUUAAAUGUAUAAAACCGAUGGAGAAAUGGACGAUCUCGUUUAAAGGAAAACUUACAAACUCACCAGGUCUUCGUUAUUUUGGACCUGAAGUUGGAUCUGAAGCUGGACCUGAGAAUCAACCAAGCGAGAAGGCGAUUCCCGGUGAAAUCGAGCUCGAAUGGAACAAUUUUGGUGAUUACUUUGAUUUUGACACUGAAGUCUCACCCACAUCGAUCGCUCACUCAUUAGCGAUUGAGCCAUGGAGUCGCGAUCUUUUCAAGAGACUUCAAGAGAGUCAUCAAACACAUUAUGAACAGUUUGGUUUUUUGACUGGUCGAGUGAGAGUGGGUGAGAAAGAGUUUAAUGAUAUUCGAAUGACAUCAAUGAGAGAUCACACAAUCACCUCUUUUCGACGAUGGACUGAUAUUCGGAGAUACAUAAUGAUGAUUUACCACUUGAGCGAUGGUACUUGUAUUCACACUUCAUUGAUUUCAAUGCCGGAAACCGUUUUCUCGCAUCUCGAAUUCGGAUAUGUGAUAACGCCCGAUAAACAAAAGAUUCCCGUUGAUCGGAUCCAUUUGCAUUUAUCGAAUGUUGGUGAAAAGAAGAGAUUCCCCGAGCAUUUCGAAUACUCAUUUGAUGCGGGCAAAUUCCAUUACGAUGUGAAGGUGAAAAUCAUCGAGACGUGCUCUUUCAAGAUGGGCGAAGAGCAAAAGUGUCAGGUGAAUGAGAAUAUGGCCGAGUUUGAAGCGAACGGGGUGAAAGGUUAUGGAUUUGUCGAAGCCGAGUACAGGAUUCAACCAUUC
Molecule: messenger RNA, 1269 nt
Organism: Mesorhabditis belari
Lineage: Eukaryota; Metazoa; Nematoda; Chromadorea; Rhabditida; Rhabditidae
Source: the annotation of a GenBank genome assembly